GUUCUGUUGGUUUAGGGUGUUGGCAAAACGAAGAAGACAGUAUCGGUAGAACUGUGAAACCUUCGCGAAAGGUCGUUAUCAAAAUUAGAAAGUUGAGUUGUGAAAAAGCCUUCAAUUUAAAGAAUUGCUUAUCCACACGAAACAAUGGGCACUGAUAGAAGAGUCAGUCGGACUGAACGCAGUGGAAGGUAUGGCACUGAUGGAAGGGGGGAUGAACCAGAGUGGUAUGGCAAACGAAGCAGAGAUGUGGAGAGGGAUUAUGAUCGACGCUGGGCAGAUGACAGACAUCGAGAGCACUGUGAUGAGCGAAGGGAUUGUGACAGUCCAGAGAGAGGCCGGAGACGACACAACAGUGACCGAUCUGAUGAUGAAUAUGAAGGAGAUUAUACCGACCAAGACUACAAAAUGGAGCCGGAAGAGGAGAGCAAGACUAUUAUGCUAAGGGGCCUCCCCCCUGAUGUGACAGAGGAGGAUAUUCGUGUGGCACUCGAGCAGCUCCAGGGACCCCAGCCUGUGGACAUACGUUUGAUGAAGAAAAGGCCAGGUAUAAGCCGAGGUUUCGCCUUCGUGGAGUUUUAUCACUUGCAAGAUUCUACCCGGUGGAUGGAGACCAAUCAGAACAAGCUGAUGAUCGAGGGGAAGAGCAUUGCAGUGCACUACAGUAACAGAAAACAGAAGUUUGAAAACUGGCUUUGUAAUGCUUGUGGUCUGUACAAUUUUCGAAAGAGGGUGAAGUGUUACCGAUGUGGAGCAGGAAAGACUGGAGACUCCUCUAGCGGAAAUGGGCCCAUCGCAGAGUCUCAGCAGUCAGCAGAAUUCAGCGGAGACACCAUCAUUUUGAGGAACAUUGGCCCCCUCUCUACUGUUGAUGGAAUUCUGAGCAUAUUGGCACCAUAUGCGAACCUGUCCCCCAGCAAUGUCCGCCUCAUUAAAGACAAACAAACGGGACAGAACAGAGGCUUUGCCUUUGUCCAGCUCUCAUCUCCCUUGGAGGCUUCUCAGCUGUUGAUCAUUCUCCAGGGCCUUCAGCCACCUCUAAAACUUGAUGGGAAAACAGUUGGAGUGGACUAUGCCAAGAGUGCUAGAAAAGACACCGUUCAGCCUGAAGGGGUCAGAGCCACCGCUCUCUCUGUUGCCAGCACAGCCAUUGCUGCUGCUCAGUGGUCAUCAAGCCAGUUGUCUAAAAAUUCAGCUGCUGGUGUCUCCCUUCCAGAGGGAUUUGCACAGCAAGCCCUGGGGGCAGCUUAUCCAGUGUGGCCGCAGCAGCCUGAAGGACUGACUCCUGUCAUUGGGGAUGGCUUGCUUGGAGCGGCUCCAGGAAUUAAAACUUUGAUCCCUGCAGCGGGGGGUGUGGUCAUAUCCCAGGCAGCUCACGUUUACCAGCCUGUCGUCAUCAGCCAGCCCCCCAUACAGACGCAUCAAGUUGUAUUGCAACAGCCAGCCGCCCAACUGGCCGCUGCCGUUUGCACCCCCUCUCCAGUGACACCUGCGGCUGCUCCAGCAGUCUGCGCCGCCGUCACAGCAGCUGUCCCCGACACAUCCACAUAUCAGUACGAUGAGUCGUCGGGUUACUACUACGAUCCACAGAGUGGCCUUUACUACGACCCCAGCAGCCAGUACUACUAUAACUCUGAGACGCAGCAGUACCUCUACUGGGACAGCGAGAAGCAGGCUUAUGUUCCCGCCCCGACUGAAUCCGACUCCAGCACGGAGUCUGCAGCUAACAUGUCGACCAGUUCCUCAGCCACUGCCAUCACAGGCGGCAAGGACUCCAAAGAGAAGAAGGAGAAGCCCAAGAAUAAGUCAGCACAGCAGAUUGCCAAAGACAUGGAGCGCUGGGCCAAAAGCAUGAACAAGCAAAAAGAAAGCAUUAAGAGCAGCUUCCAAGGCUUGGGAGCCUCUCGAGAAGAAGAAAGGAAAGAGUCUGCCGCUGCAGAUGCAGGUUUCUCCCUCUUUGAGAAAAAGCAGGCUGGAGGUUUUGAAAUGCCUUUGCUCAUGACUGAGCAGUUCAGACUCUCUGAACAGGAGCUUUUCUCUAAGAAUGAUGCGCAGGCUGGUUACAAUGGGGAAAGCGACCCAGAAGAUGGCGGCGUGGAAAAAGUAGCAGACGAGGAAGGAAAAAUAACAGACUGGGUGAGGAUGGUUUGCCUGCUGUGUCGUCGACAGUUCCCCAACAAAGAUGCUCUGCUGCGUCACCAGCAGCUCUCUGACCUCCACAAGCAAAACUUGGAAAUUCAGAGAAGGUCGAGGCUUUCAGAAGCUGAGUUGGAGGAGCUGGAGAGAAAAGAAACUGAGAUGAAAUACAGAGACAGAGCUGCAGAAAGGAGAGAGAAGUAUGGAAUUCCCGAGCCUCCGGCACCAAAGAAGAAAUUUUACCAACCGCCAACCCCGGCUGUGAACUACGAGCAGCCCACAAAAGACGGUCUAACGAGCGACAAUAUUGGGAACAAAAUGUUGCAAGCAAUGGGCUGGCAGGAGGGUAAAGGUCUGGGGCGCCACCAGCAGGGCAUCACAACACCCAUCGCAGCUUCAUUAAGGACAAAGGGCACGGGCCUGGGCAUUAAAGGAAGCUCAUACGAACUCUCACCAUCUGACACCUAUAAAGAUGCUGUUCGCAAGGCCAUGUUUGCACGCUUCACUGAAAUAGAGUGAACAAAAGAGGGAGGAAGAAUCAUACAGAACUGUUUAAUAGUAACUUUAAUUUUGUCGACUAUGGAUUAUCUCUCUCCCCUGUACACAUUUCUAUUCUUGCCUUGUAUAUAAAAAUGUUUCUUCUUUUUAUUUUCCUGUUUAUAGCAGAACAUUUUCUCAUCCAAUAUGUUUUCUGUAUUCUGUAAAGUGAUAACAUAAAAUCAAGUGGACUUAUUCUUGUUUGUGAGAAUCUCUAAUAAACAGCUGUGACUAAGGUUUUUCCUUUUUGUGUACAGACUGUCAACAAAAGAAUUUCUUCUCUAAAAAUAGUUCUGAUUUUAAGACCAACUUGAUAAUGACAGAGAUUAUCUUAGAGCUUUUGGCCUUUUUAAAAAAAUAUUAUCAGCU
This is a messenger RNA of Menidia menidia (Atlantic silverside), 3039 nucleotides long. The record is from the annotation of a GenBank genome assembly. Lineage: Eukaryota; Metazoa; Chordata; Actinopteri; Atheriniformes; Atherinopsidae.